GAGAAAGAGAUACAGAGAAAGAGAGAGAGGACUUAUCGAUAGUGAAACCAUGCCAAGUUGUGUCCACAUUGCCCCUCCCAUCUGUAAAGGACAGAAGACCGGUGGAAGAUUUACAAAUGAUGCUAAGAGUGGAGGGCACACGGACUGUGCUUGAGCUCGUGAAAGUGAAUGUUUCACGCAUUACAGCAACACUGCACGCAAAUGGGACACAUGGCAAUGGAGUAAUGAUGUUUGGAGCGGAUGUUUGAUAACCUUAUGGAUUUAAAACAGUAACUGCUCUCGCCAUUCAUUGUAUUAGGGCAAAGGAAAUCUGUAUAAUUAAUCAAGCGUUGCCGAGAAAAUGUGGAGACUUACGAAUAUGUUAACUUGCCUUCUGGUCUUGUGUAAGGAUAUCAAUGCGCAGAGCAAGAUCUUCGGGGAGACGGAGCCGGUGAGGAUGACGUCGGAGGGCUCCGACUGCCGCUGCAAGUGCGUGAUGCGGCCGCUCAGCCGGGACGCGUGCGCCCACCUGCGCAGCGGCAGCGCCCGCCCGGAGGACUUCUACACGGUGGAGACGGUCAGCUCCGGCUCCGACUGCAAGUGCUCGUGCACGGCCCCGCCCUCCUCCCUCAACCCCUGCGAGAAUGAGUGGAAAAUGGAGAGGCUGAAGAAGCAGGCCCCCGAGCUGCUGAAGUUGCAAUCAAUGGUGGACCUACUGGAGGGAACCCUGUUCAGUAUGGAUAUGAUGAAGGUCCACUCCUACAUCAACAAGGUCGUCUCCCAGAUGAACACCCUGGAGGAGACUAUCAAGACCAACCUCACACGGGAUAAUGAGUUUGUGAGGGACAGCAUGACCACACUGACCAAUCAGUUCAAGAGAUACGAGAACUACUCCAACGUCAUGCUGACCAUAAAGAAAGAGAUAUCCAGCCUUAGUGCGCAGCUGCUUCAGAAAGGCACCACGGAAAACAAAGCUCAGAACACCAAUGAUGAGAAAACCAAGGAUGCCGUGAAAUCUCCCAACAAAAAAACCCCCGCGUCCAAACCCCCACCCAAGACGCCCAAGGAGAAGGUCAUCAAGCCCAAGAAAGAGAACGUGAAGCCGGGGAAGGCCGCCAAGCCCGACCCCACAGCCAAGGCCAAGGUGGCCGGGCAGCCCGGGGUGGUGAGGGGCAUCACGUACUACAAAGCUGCCAAGGUGGACGGGGACGGCCAUGGCACGGGCGGUAAAGACCACAGUGCCAAAGCACACACUCAGCAUGUUAUAGAGAGCCACUCUGAGGACGGCGACUCGGAGAUCGUGCUGGAGAGCGCUCAAGCCGCAGCGGGUGAGACCACAACCGUGGCGGCUGCCAGCACCACCACCACCACAACAACAACAACAACAACAGCAGCAACAACAACCACCAUAGCCCCGCCCCCGCCCAUGGCUCCCACCAGCAGCAGUAGCACCGUCGGAGCAGACAGACCAGCCCCCACCAUCGUGCUCAUGCUGGACAACUCUGACAACAACAGCAGGCCUCUUCUACAUCGGGCAGGGAAGAUCCUGGACUGUGAGGGGACCCUGGCGUCUAUCGCCCCCCCGGAGAAGCAGCACAGCUAUGGGAGGAACGAGGGGGCCUGGAUGAAGGACCCCCUAGCUAAGGACUCCAAGAUCUACGUCACCAACUACUACUACGGCAACAACCUGGUGGAGUUCCGAAACCUGGAUAACUUCAAACAGGGUCGCUGGAGCAACCUCUUCAAGCUGCCCUACAAUUGGAUCGGCACGGGCCACGUGGUGUACAACGGCGCCUUCUACUACAACCGGGCGUUCACCAAGAACAUCAUCAAGUACGACCUGCGGAUGCGCUACGUAGCCGCCUGGACCCUCCUCCACGACGUGGUGUACGAGGACACCACCCCCUGGAAGUGGAGGGGACACUCGGACAUCGACUUUGCCGUGGACGAGAGCGGCCUGUGGGUGAUCUACCCGGCCACGGACUACGAUUACUCCCAGCAGGAAGUGAUCAUCAUCAGCAAACUGGACCCCGGGGACCUGUCGGUGAAGAAGGAGACCACCUGGAGGACGGGGCUGAAGAGGAACUCGUACGGGAACUGCUUCAUCAUCUGCGGAGUGCUGUACGCCGUGGACGUGUACAACCAGAAGGAGGGCGAGGUCAACUACGCCUACGACACCCACACCAACACCGAGGCCGUGCCACGCCUGCCCUUCACCAACGAGUACGCCUUCACCACCCAGAUCGACUACAACCCCAAGGAGAAGGUCCUGUACGCCUGGGACAACGGCCACCAGCUCACCUACAACAUAGACUUUGUUGACCAAUGAGCACAGACAUUUGUGUUCGGGAUUUGCCAAUAGGACAUCGGUGCGGCCGGGUAGCUAUGACAACCGAUACGAUGCUCGAUAAUUGACAGUCCAGCAGCAGGCCAUUUUGGAUUGAAUUCGAAGAACAUUACUUCAGCAACUUUUGAUGCAUGCUAUCGGGAUACACAGCAAAAUACGACACAGACUACACAUACUGCCCCAGCAGUGCAACUCAUCAAUGUUGGGAUCUGACUAUGUCAUGACUGAUAUUUUGUUUUACCAAUUAUACAUCAUUUCAAUUGUCCAUCAACUCCUACCACCAAGCACUUUUAUCAUUAAGUAGUGCAAACGUUCACAUUUGUCAUAGUGAAGAUGAAAAAUGCUUUGAAUAUAUAUAUAUAAACUCACAAAACUCAUGUUUUUGUAGACAAGUCUUUACUUAAGAUUUUGUAUGUCAUUUGCCUUGUCUAUAGGUUAUUGCUUUUUUGCCUUUAUCAUACAUUUCCAUGUUUGUAUUUGUUAGUUAAAAAAUGGUGCCCUUGCUGUUCAUAACACACUAUUACAAUCACUAUUCCGUAAGAUUUUUUUGAAGCUUAUAAACCUGUAAACAUGGACAAUCAAAAUACAUUAAAUAACAUACAGUACACUAGGGACACACAGAUGUUGAUUUAAAAAAGCAAGUCUAAAACAUUGCCUGACAUUUUAAAGAAGAUAAAUGGAUACGAAAUUCAUGAAUAUGAUUGUGGAGUGGGCAGUAAUAGUUAUCAGUCAAUAGCUUAUAAAAACCACUAAUUCAAAUGACCUCUAACAUAAAUACUUAAAGAGUUAGCUACAGAGAAGUUUUCUUGAUUUAGACUUAAUUUGAAACAAACACUCUUAACGCCUAUUGCCUGUUCUAGGUUUUUCUUCUUGAGGAUUUUGACUUUAGUGCACUCGGGAAGUGCAGCAUAGUAAUGUGUUCAUUUACAAUGAUAAGUGGCAUUGUUUACUAAACUCUUUUUACAGGGAUAAUUCUAUCUGGAAAUAUUAUAUGACACUAAACAUAUUGUGUAUGUGCUAUAGGUGAAAUAAAAAUACAUUUUUACAGUAA
Messenger RNA from Hypomesus transpacificus, 3377 nucleotides. RefSeq names its product olfactomedin-like 2A (gene olfml2a). Gene Ontology annotation, biological process: signal transduction. The coding region runs from base 341 to 2308 and encodes 655 amino acids. The transcript is spliced from 8 exons. The record is from RefSeq and is a predicted model, not a curated record. NCBI's taxonomy places the organism in Eukaryota, Metazoa, Chordata, Actinopteri, Osmeriformes, Osmeridae.